Coregonus clupeaformis (lake whitefish) is the source of this 7103-nucleotide messenger RNA. RefSeq names its product la-related protein 4. The transcript has 17 exons. Gene Ontology annotation, cellular component: cytoplasmic stress granule; cytosol. The coding region runs from base 273 to 2726 and encodes 817 amino acids. Lineage: Eukaryota; Metazoa; Chordata; Actinopteri; Salmoniformes; Salmonidae. Gene Ontology annotation, biological process: positive regulation of translation. The record is from RefSeq and is a predicted model, not a curated record. Gene Ontology annotation, molecular function: mRNA 3'-UTR binding.
AGUUGUCUGUUGGUUCAACCCGCAGAGAGCUGUCAGCGGCGCUUAGUUGAGCUUCGAAAGGUGUAUGCCUCGUCAUACGGCCAUGGGAACGAUUUGGUUUGUAACCGAAAAAUAAGAUAAAUAAUAGAAGAUUGAUUAUCCUUUUUAUUGUGCCAUUUGCUCAAUUGAUUGCAAUCAGUUACAAACCGUCGCAAGUUGAGCAGCGAGUGCUUGCUUUCACGUGGGUGGGACGGGUGAGGAUUUGUGAUUGUGGUGGGGGGGAUUGGAUUGUCAUGAGUUUGGAGCAGUGUCCGGAGCAGCAGCAGAAGGAGGUCAACCCGGGAUCGGACGAACGUGAACAAGGGGGUAUAAUAUCGAAAAACGACAAGGAUCAAGGCGGCAUGGUAACCACAAAGGGAGUAGGUCUGAACCCCAAUGCCAAAGUCUGGCAGGAGAUCUCUACGCCCCAGAGCCAAGUCCCAGAGGAGGGCACAGAGGGCCCCUACUUGCUCCAGACGACCCCCGCCUCUGCUGAUGUCACCGAGGGUUACUCAGAGGUACCCCCUGCUGGGGGUAAGGGGUAUGGCAUGGGAUACUCAGACCCCUCCUUGGACAGCAGUGCCCCUGCACCUACAGAGGGUGUAGUGAACGGCAUGGACCCCCCUGAGCUGGGGUAUCCCCUCUAUGACUCUGUGACUGGGUCAGCAGUGGAGGGGGAGGCAGUGAAGGAAAAGCAGCCCCUCGCAGAGGUGAGCAUGAGAGAAUCUCUGAAGAAACAGCUGGAGUUCUGCUUCUCCAGAGAGAAUCUGUCCAAGGACUUGUACCUGAUGUCCCAGAUGGACAGUGACCAGUUUGUCCCCAUCUGGACCAUCGCCAGCAUGGAGGGCAUCAAGGUCCUCACCACUGACAUGGACCUGAUCCUGGAGGUGCUACGAGCCUCGCCCAUGGUACAAGUUGACGAGAGUGGUGAAAAGGUUCGGCCCAACCACAAGCGCUGCAUCAUCAUUCUGAGGGAGGUGCCCGAGACCACACCGGUAGAGGAAGUGGAGGCCCUCUUUAAGAAUGAAAACUGCCCCAAAGUGAUAAGUGUUGAAUUUGCAGCCAACAACAACUGGUACAUCACGUUCCAGUCGGACACUGAUGCACAGCAGGCCCACAGAUAUCUAAGGGAAGAAGUGAAAACAUUUCAGGGAAAACCCAUCAUGGCUCGUAUCAAGGCCAUCAACACAUUCUUUGCAAAGAAUGGCUACCGUAGCGUACCAGACUCCAGUGUGUACAGCCAGCAGGGCCAGUCUCAGUCCCAGUACAGCUCUACACACCUCUACAUGCAGCAGGUGUUCAGCCCCCAGCAGCAGUACCCACUCUACCCCCUGGUGCCCCCCACCUGGAACCCAUCGCCUGCCCCUUAUUUCGAGACCCCACUGGCCCCGUUCCCCAACAGUGGUUUUGUGAACAGCUUCAGCACCCCUGGGAACUACAAGACUGGCACCAGUCCCCUGGGCCUCGGACGAUUGCCCUUCAACAGCAACCGUGUCCCCCUCUAUUCCAGAAAGAAUGUAAUCAAUGCCUUCAGGAACCAUGUGAAGAGCCAGCCCCGGCCAUGUGACGAGGCCCUACCUCCCUCUGUGACCCCCGUACCCCCCCUGGUGGAUGGCCUGUCUGGCCCCUCCAGCCCUCAGCCACCCCGGAUGGCAGGGGCUCCCCUGGUUUGCACCCCUGAACAUGGCCCUGCUCUUACCUCCUACGCCCUCAGGGACACCCUUCCACUGCCUGCAGAGGAGAUGUCUAACGGAGACCUGGGCAUUGCUGGCAGAGGCAGGAGAGGCAGCUAUCGAGGGAUGCGCAGAAGGAGAGAGGACGAGCGGAUCACGAGGCCCAUCCCUCAGAGCGGGGUUAAGGUUCCACAGCCCAAGUUUGACUUGGCGACCUCUAACUUCCCGCCGUUGCCUGGGAAUGCGGUCAGCGCGCAGGGAGAAGAGCCCGUGCUGGAGACGCGCAUGUCUGACGUGGUGCGGGGCCUCAAGGGGGUGACCAGUGACAAGCCUGAGGUGAGUAAGGAGUCUGUGGCCCCUCCAGUUAGUGCCCAGGAGGAAACUGUGAGCGCGCCCAGUCCUGUCAUGCCGGCCCUCAAACCCCCCACCCCUCUGGUUGUGGAGCCCCCUGGUCGAAGUGUUGCUCACCCGGUGAAGAAAGUGGAGAAGCCUGAGCCUCAUGUCCAAAGGGAGCCUGCUCCAACCCCCACACCACCCUCUUCUCUGUCAACCCCCUCACAGCCCGCUGCUGCUACCAAACCCACCCCUACCCCCACCAGCAGUCAGUCCAUCUCCAUGACAACACCAGUCCCCGCUGCCCCCACUACCACACCGGAGCCAAGGAAGCUGAGCUAUGCUGAGAUGUGCAAGCGGCCAGCCACCCUGCCCCCAGCCCCCAGCACCUCCCCCAACCCUCCCACCACCUCAGCCAGCCAACCCCUGCGGGAGCUUCUCGUCAACAAGGCCGACGAGCCCGCCUCCUCCAGCAGCAAUGGCGAUAUGCCGGAGAAACCCGAGAGGUCUGGAGAAGGCCGGCCCCCCCGUGACCCCCUGGGCUCAUACCGUGGGGGCAACGGCCCUGCCCGAUCCGGAGGGAUGGGCCUAAAGUACCGGGAUCAGCAGAGAGGUGCCUCCAUGAGCAGACGGAUCUCCCCCCACGGCUGGGCUAGACGGAGUGGGAAGGAACAGAACAUUCCGCCCCGGUCGCCAAAGUAGUUUAAACCACAACCAACAGACUAACAGGAAAACAAACAGAUCUAUAUAUGUAAAGACAGAAAUAUAUGAAAAUAUAUUAUUGGAUGAAAGAACAUGUGCGUUCUUAAUCUAAAAGACCCUCCUGCAGCUCGGUCGGACACAGACUGAACUUUGUUUGGGAAACACUGCAAGCGGUAAUCAUUUUAAGAGGAGGGGGCGGACAUGAGUGUCACUAAUCACAAACUGAAGGACUUGUUUGAAAGAACAGUGAGACGCUGACAUGCGGUCUCCCCUUGGUUAGCUUGAAGGAUGGGCCCUCCACCGCUAAAUCUAUGAAUUUUAUUUUUAUGUGAAAGUGGGGUUUGAGGGAGGGGGGGACAAAUGUACGGUAAAGCUUUGUAUCUCCAAAAUACCAGUAGUUGCAAAGUAAGAAACAACAGUUGAGCUGUUAGCAACUCUAGUUAAUAUGCAACAAAGAAAAAGAUGUGGAUAUCUACCGAUAUGACGGAACUGAGUUGAUAUUACUUCCUUAUUAAUUUUUUUGUUGAGGGAGGGGUUAGUAAGGGAUUGUUCAUGAACUGUGUGGAAGUGGGUUUUUAUGAAGGUUCGAAGCAAGAGGGGGCCAAAUGGAUUUAGAAGUGUCUGUUUUUUAACUGUUCUGCGAGAUGGAGAGAGUUGGGAAGCCUGUCAAGUCAAGCUGCACAAUUUUAGGUGAAGAAACUGCCAUAGACGUGUCUGCUUUGAGAGUCUGGAAUUUUUAACCAGUGUGGAAAUGUGAAUUUAUUAAAAUUGUUGCAUUUCUUUUCAUGGUUGAUGGAAACGUUUGGUACACCCUUGCAUAAGUAGGACAUUCAAACCUUUACAAUAAUGGUGCAUGAAUACUUGAGCUGUGCAAAUUUGGGGACACUUUUGUAUAGUCAGACUAAUGUAACUGAAUUGUUAUAUUUGUCCCUUUCUCUUCAUUUACUAUCACUUCCAUACAGAUGGUUAAAUGUUUGGCUUUGUAUGUCAUGGGUAAAUGCUCAUCUAGGGAGGAGUCUUCCCUUAGCUGUUCAGUUAUUGUGAGGCACUGUCACCACUCUCAUCCUAGACACUUAAUGGUGCACGUAUCUGGCAUUUCAUGAAUUAUACAGUGUUGUACAUAGCCAUUUAAGAAGAGCAGUUUUUAUUUGUGGCUUGCACCGAAGCUGAACAUAUUGUAUUAAUAUUUACAUUUGUAUUCUCCUACCUACACGGUCAAAUGCAGGUUACCGGCGUUGAUUAUAUACCUUCCUUUUUAUGUCUUAAUGGAAUAGGCAGUGUUGAACAUCAAAUAGAAACCCUUCCACCCCAUAUAUCUGGUCAUUUCAACAUGCUCUGUUACCAUAUCUGUGCAACAGGCUCCCGGGUAGUCUUUCAUGCAUUUUGGUAGCUCUUGUAUAGGCUAGAUGGUAUCUCAUAGAGUAGUAAUGGCAGAUUUAGUGCAAUGGUAUCCCAAGCAUGAAACUGGUCUCUGGUACUCUAUGUAUUCCAACUUGCUCAUUUAAAAUGGCAAAAAUAGGCCUGAAUUCUGAAGCAAGUAAACAGACUCAAUUAUCAUGUUCUCUUAAGGCCGUGUCUACACUUAAUAGUUCAUUCAGCUUUUGUAUUCGGAUCAUAGUUCUCAUCAUGGAAUUCCGAAUGCGUCAUGCAUCUACACCUACAUUUUAAAUGUCUACCGUGUCCGGAAUCCCUUUUCCCGCGCUAUAUUCGAAUGCUAGUUCGCAUUCUACAAACGGUUGAAUAGGCAAAGUAUGACUCAAACAACUGAUGGCAGUAGCUACUACUGUAGCUAGCAAGCAACGCCAAAGGGAUUGCAAACGCGUUAGCAUAACACUAGCCAAACAAAUUGUUUGACUCAAAAAGUAUGACUCAAACAAAAUAUUAGCUAGCUGGCUAACGUUUGAGUCCAGAAAACACGUUCCUAGCGUGUGAGGAAUGCAUUUCCUUCAACGUUAUAAUGAAACUGCUUCUCGGUCCCAAAACAAGUUUUCUGGAGACUUAUGGGUUGAGUGCUGAUGACGUCGCCCACUGUAUGCGCUUUCUGUAGCCUGAUGCGUCAUAGGAUUAGAUUGUAAUUUCUUUCCUCGUACAUUUCACUUUUUGAUUUUCUCUUCAUCUUAGAUUUGUUUUGAUUGAAGAUUUUAAUGCUUAUCAUGAUUUUUGAAUUCUGUACAUGUCCAUUGAUUGCAAAAAGGAAACUUUAGAGCGUUUGUCGUGCACAUGUUAAUGAUGGGUCGCACAUGUCAGAGUAAAAACAUUUGUUUGUUUUAGGAACUCAGUUGGGGUCUCAAUUUACUGUUUAGAGUUAGAAUAGUAGAAUACACUAGGUACAACUUUAGAAAUUUAAUGGUGCAUAAGCAGUUUUACUCUUGUCAGUCACUCUUUUAGCCAUGUCAGCAAACACGUUUUUGAUUGGUAAAUUAGUCUAGCCAGCUAUCUAAACUUGUAUCAUCAAGGCCGAAACCCACCGGGCACGCCCAGGGGCCCUGACCUCCAGGAGGCCCCCAUUGAGUUGGUUAGUCACUCUCACUUAGAUAUCAUGUUAACAUGGCAUAAGUCAUGGCACAAUGUUUAGAAUUGCAGGAAAUUAGCUAUAAAACUGCAAAGAUGCAUCUCCAUCCCAUGGCAGUAUAUCUUUUAUAAAGUUGCAAAAUUCUCUCUGCCCCAUGGCAAAAUGUGUAGAAUUUAGGAAAUGUACUUUAAAACUAAAAUGUUUCUCUCUGCCAUCAAGAGGGGGGGGGGCAUUCUUUCCUAACCAAAUCAUGCUUAGGGCCCCCAAAAGGGUGCAUCAUUUCAUGAGCUUGGGUCCCAGGCUGAAAAAGUUUAAGAACCCCUGCUUUAGAGUGAUAUCUUAAAUGUAAAUGAUGUUAGAGUUGACUAGAUGUGGGGGAGCAUCAACCUUAAUAUCUGUUCUCUCGAUGCUCUUACAAACUCAUAAUUUAGCCUUUGUGUAUGAAUGGAUUGAACACCAUCCAGACAAGUCAAGCAAGCAAAAAUACAAUUUUGGGAGCUUGCGCAAAUCUGGGCAGGAAGUGGAUAUCAACUGUUGCUGAAACAGGAUUGGACAGUCAUGGCUUAAUGAAUGUAGUCCUGUUUGAGUGAAGGGCACUUUCAUAAGUGGUGUGAAUGUUCUUGUACUGAUGAUUUUGCGCCUAGCAGGCUUGUCUUUAACUGGAUUGUGUUAAAGAUGACAAUGUGUUGCGAUUUUAAUUUUUUCUCAUUCUGUUCUGCUGUAUUAGUGAGCACAUUUGAGAUAAUGUUUUGAAAGAGUUCUGCAGUUUGACUUUAUAAAAUGUAUUGUAACUAAUGUACUUUUUUUUUUCAAUGCAUUUUUAGUAUGGCUUUAAUUGUUCCCCAAAAUGUAUGUAAUAGUUGAGUAUACAAUAUCUGAUUUGAGAAUUUGCUAAAUUGAGAAUUCAGUGCAUUGCCUGGGUGCUAGCAGUGCAGUAACAUGUUAUCUAUGUAAUCACUGGGCCUGUUUUUCUGAUUUUAUAUUUUUACAUCCAUUAAUGGCUAAACUACUAGCAGGUAGUGGUGUUUUGGAAUGAAAUGCGCUAACUUUUGUUUUAAAAUAAUCUCCCUUAUUCUGUAAGGUGUAGAAUCAUCAUUUUAGAUGUCUACCUUGAAGAAAAGCAGUUUUACUGUUUCGAUUGUUCUAGCAUUUCUCUACUGGGACAAAGGGGUUGCAGGUGGGACAUAGUAACAUAAGUGGGGUGUGAGACACUGAAUUACUGAUUUUAGUAGAUGUCUGAACAAAAAAAGAGUUAAAGAAAAUAAUAAAGUACAUGUUUUGGCCUUAGUGAUUCUGGGUCCUGUGCUUGCAAUGAUUUUGCCGUCCGUGCUCAGUAGUUCUGUGGUCUUGUACCGGACCUCUGUGUUAAGAUGUUCGUUGAGCGUGUUUGUGUGUCAGGGUGCGUCUAUGCCUCUCCACCAGUCCUACUUUGACAGUCCCCUGUCAUGUCUAAAUAAAUAAAAUUUCAGGCCUAACUAAAAUUCCAGUGCCUUCUCAGUGUUGAGGUUUUCCUUCUCUGCAAAGUAAGAGUAACAUGAACACAUUAAUUCGGAACAAGGCAGGUUUGUUGGUUUAGUGGAAAGACAAAAAUACAUGGCUCAUACUCCCAAAGUGAUCAUUUAUACAUUGUCAUUGAACUUGAGCGAGAGUGUGUGUGUGUGCUGUGUCACAUAGAAAUGUAAGCGCCUCGCAUGACUGCUGAAAUUGUAAUGUGCUGCUUCAAUAACAACAGCUCCUUUGAAAACCAGUGAAAAGGUGAAGCAAGUCGGAUGGUGUGAGCAGGAACGUAUACACACUGGUUUACUGUGUUGUGAAUGUAUCAUUGCAAACAUGAACAUGUACGAGAAUAAACAUUUUAAACACUG